CUUCGGCGGGCGGCAGCCAUGGCGUUCCUGCCCGACGAGUCGCGGUCGCUGCCGCCGCCGCCGCUCCUCAACAAGGGCUCGGUGUGGCUCGGGUUCGCGGGGUGGCUGGCGGCGCUGCUGGACAACGCCUUUAACCACCGCCCCAUCUUGAGAGCCGGCAUUCACCGGCAGGUCCUGUUCGCCAGCCUGGGCUGCUUUGUUGGCUACCAGCUUGUGAAACGCACCGAGUACGUGUAUGCCAAGGUGGACAGAGAGCUGUUGGAGUACAUCAGGCACCACCCGGUGGACUUCCAUGCAUCAGCAGACAAGAAAAGAAUAGGGCAGCUCUUGGAGGAUUUCCACCCAGUUCGUUGAGGAUUUCUCCAGUGGCAACACAUCACAGGAUGAAUUCCUGCCAUCCUGAGAAUUUCAGCAAGGUGGCUGCAACUGUUGAACCGUCCAUUGCUUAAAAGAUGAAACUUUACUCAAUUUCAUGUAAUAAAAGCUUGGUUAAAUUGUUAGUGUUUAAUUAUUUGCUCUUCUGUUGCUUUAUGGUUUGUCAAUACGUGGAUGACUGAUAUUUGUAAAAGAAAAAUAACUUUGAUUAGUGCUUUUGUUCCAGUUGUUUUAAUUGCAAGAGUGGAAAGUUGUUCACACAGCAUAUAUUGUGUAAAACCCAGAGAGCAGUUCUGUAAGUUCGUCUUUUUUAUUUCCCAGUGGCAUUUCUCCUGACCCUUGAACAUGUUUUUGGCCAGCCCCUGCAGAUGCUGUGCCAAAGUCUCGCUGUGAAAUUCAUUCUGAACAGCAAACAAAAUACAUGCUCUCCCUAAUUAAUUCCAUCUCUUAUGUUUUUUGUUAUGAUGUUGCAUUUUCUUUGCUGAAAAUAAGGAUCCAGCCUUUCUGCUUUCUCAGUUGGUUUCCUAAAUCCAAACCCUGAUCAAAUUUGGGAAUGAAGAGGUAGUGCUGGUUUGCGAUUUGGAGAUUAUUAUUCAUUUACAAUUUUGGGUCCAAAGUGGGCUUUAUCUCUUGUCUUCCUCACACUGAGCCCUGUGCCAGGUCACUGCUCUCUGAUGGAUAUGAUGUCUCCAAACAGAUUUAAAGGAAGCACUGCCACCCUGAUCUGCUUCAACAAUGUGUAAGGAGAAGAUCUUUCCCCACGGUGGCCGGCAGCAGUGCGGGUGCCCUGGGAGCCUGUCCAAGGCGGCACAGAGUCAGCACCCCCUGCCAUGCUGCAGGAGCCUGAUCUGCCCUGUCUGCCAACAUCCCACCGGGAGCAGUGCAGAAACCUCUUAUCAGUGGUGGCCAGCAGCAAUGGCCAGCAGCAGUGGCCAGCAGCAGGGCACCGUCAGGGCUUGACGCAUCCCGGGGGCAGCGUGGUGCAAUGCCCUGCAAUCGGAGCAGGCAGAAGGCUCCUGUGACACACCGGGCUGGCAGCCAGCUGCAAGGACAGCGGCUCUCAGAGAGACCCACGGGUCCUGGGGGGAUGCAAGCGGCCCACAACACGUCAGCAAACUCUUCCAGCUGUCCCAGGUCACAAGCCUUGUGGGACAUCCUACAUCUCCCAUUGGUCGUGUCCAGCAGCCGCCGUCAGUGCUUCACCCCGUGUCCUGCUGUGAACUUCCCUGGGGCACCACGAGCCUCUCCAGCUGCUGAGCUCUGCCCAAGCCCAAAGCCACCCCUACAGGUGACUGCAGGUGUCCCUCGCUGUGGCACCGGGGCCCACGCAGCCACUCACUCACUUCCCCA
Molecule: messenger RNA, 1725 nt
Organism: Cinclus cinclus
Lineage: Eukaryota; Metazoa; Chordata; Aves; Passeriformes; Cinclidae
Gene: NDUFC2
Product: NADH:ubiquinone oxidoreductase subunit C2
Exons: 3
Coding region: 19-354 (111 amino acids)
Biological process (GO): mitochondrial electron transport, NADH to ubiquinone
Cellular component (GO): mitochondrial inner membrane
Source: RefSeq, a predicted model, not a curated record